GGUACACUACAUUACUAGAAUUGAAUAGUCAUUAAUGAUUUCUAAAAUUUUAAUAUUCUUUCAAUACAUACCAAAAUAUAACAUAUACUACGUAUUAUCUAAAAAGAAAAAAUAACAAUAUAUAUAAACACACACAUUUAGAUAUCUUAGGGACACAUGAAUGCAUACUUGGGAUAUAAAAUUGCUGGUCUAUAAAAAAGAUCUAUUGGUAUAGAAAAAAUAUAUAAAAAAAAUCAAAUGCAUUAUUUUCGAACGGUUCGGUCCGGUAUUUUUCGGUUCUCAAAGGACCGGUCUCGUACCCGUUUCAAACGGUACAGUUUCGGUACGGGAUAAAAAUCUAUAGAACCGUUUAAAUACCCGGUAUUCGGUUCGGUACCAUUACGGGACGGUUGGGUACCGAUUCGGUUCGGGUUUUAUGUCCACCCCUAAUAUUUGUACCUAUUCCCUUAUAUUGUUCUACCAUUUCGCACACUAAAAGCCAACUCAUCAUAAUGUACGACGUAUACAUAGUAAUAAAUCUUAGCUAUUACUCCCUCCGUUUCUAAAACAAGUUCUCCAUUGCUUUUCACAGUUAUUAAGAAAAAAAUUACUAAGGGUAAACUUUACUGUUUUGACACUGUUGGGGCACUGUUUGGACACUGUUUGACACUGUUUUGCACUAUUUGAACAUUGUUUGACACUGUUUUGCACUGUUUUGAUGUAGUAAAUUUGCCAAAUAAGGAAAAGGGAACUUAAUUUGGGAACUACCCAAAAAGGAAAGGGGGAACUUGUUUCAAAAACGGAGGGAGUAUUAAAGUAGUUUGAAUUAAUGAGUGUGAAACGAAUAAAUGUAAUUCUAAAUGCAGCCCAUAUUUUACUAAACAUAGCCCCUAAUUAAAAUUAAUUAAUUAAAUAUAAAUAAAAUGCAUACUGUAUCCCUAUUAUUGUCCCAAUAUCAUCCGAUUGCUGUCUUUGGAGACUUAUCACCGGUUGGGACUUUUCCAGCCAAGUCUUCUUGUGUUGGGCUACCGACUUCUUCUUCGGCUGAGACGAGCACUAUAUAUGUAAGGUGUUGAUUAUCUCUUUGAUUAUGAGUCUCAGGGGAUAACGCUCUGCCGAACACGAACCAAGGGAUAUCCAGCAAUAUUGCCGACGACAAUGCCAGGAACGGGACUGCCGGAGAUGGAGCCUCUAUCUGCUUUGGCUUGCUAAUCGCGCUACUACCGAGGAGAAAGCAGACCAUCACCUAAUAUGUUCUGUGAAGGUGGGACUGCCAACGAACACCACUGGAGUUUGAAACCAGGCGGCAAAGGCUGAGAUUCCAACCGAGGAGUUUAUGGUUGCUUCACCACGGCGGCGCGGACUCAUUACUGGUGGGGACAACACCUCACCUUGGUUGCCUAUUUAAGCAAGAAUUAUCUAUUCUAAUAACAAUCAAAUUAUAUGGAAAGGGAAUCGUGCAAGGAAUUAACUGAAGAACAAAUAGAUAAAAAUAUAUAUUGAUAUUCGGUAUUUGAUUGUGAAUACAAGAGCUAAUAGUAGGCUGUUUUAUCAGAAUUGAUCAUGCCUUUUCUUUCUUCUUUAAGCUAUUUAUAUUUACAUCAAACUCUACCACCCAACGUGGGCUCAAAUCCCUCGGCGAAAUCUCAGCCACCCUACUAAUGUGGAGUUCAUUCCUUGACUUCCUCCACCAGCCAUCAACAUUCCUAUCCAUUCCGUAGCAUUACUAAUUUGACCGGACUCUAUAAUGUGGACUGGCCAUCCUUUGAUGCUAACACAAAAUCCCUACAGCAACGUGGGUCGGCCCGCUGACAAAUCCAGGCCCAACAAUUGCCCCCAAAAUUCGAAGUAGUAAUCGUCGCUACUUUGAUUCAAAAGGUCAGUUACGUCUUUGAAUUUUAAACAUCCUGAUGCCACCUUGAAACCUGUAAAGUCGUCAGCCUUCUCUCUUAUCGAGCAUCCAACCAUCUGUCAGACUAAUCCUUUCUCCUUCAAAAUCCCUCUUCUAUGAAGAAGAUUCAAACUUCCGUCUACCUCUUACCGAAGCUCUCUGUGAGAAGCCAUGGAAUCCCAGUUGUUUAUCCCUCAACAUAUCUGUGACCCAAAAAACUCUAAGCAAGCCAGACUCUCUGAAACUCAUGUCGACAUUAUCAAGAACGGCUCCGGAUUUCCUGCACAUGCGUCUAUCCGGUUCCCGACCGCUAACGAGCGGGUUGACUGGCAUUGCGAUGGCUGGGUCAAUUUCUUCAUGUAUCCCUUCAAAAUUGGUAUGAAGUUUCCUUUCUCUCCACUAGCUAGAGACUUCUUGUCCUUUGUCAAAGUUUCCCCUUCUCAAAUAAUGCCACAAGUAUGGAGGGUUCUUCGUGGACUGGAAGUAUUGAGUGAAAAACACAGUAUUCCUUUCACCUUUGAAGAUCUGGGCUUUACUUAUGAUCUUCGCUCUUCUGGGGCUGGACGGUUCACAUUGGUUGUUAAAGAUGCUCGCGAAGCACUUAUCUUGAGGGCGGACAAGGCCAAUGAUCGCGGUUGGAUGAGUCUUUUCUUCUUUGUACGGAAAGAUUCCCUAGGUUCUGCUGGGGCGUUUCUUGAAGAGAGUCUGCACAAAGAUAGGAAGACAAUCCCAUUGAAUUAUGGUCCGAAUUCUGAAGAAAGAGCUGCUAGAAUUUUAUCCAUAACCACCGUUGAGCGGACCUUUGGGAAUCUGGUGGCUGAUAACGAAGGUACGCCCCCCAUUCCUGACCCUUCUGGGUCCGUUGGAUUAAGGCGUUCUCGCCGUAAUAUUCAGAAUGUCCCUAACGAUGCCCAAGGCUCGCGUGUGGUCUCCGUAGACGAUUCAGAUCAUGAAUCAGAAGGUUCAAGAGGUGGCGGUGAAAGUGAGAGUGCUUUCGUUCCUCUCCAGAUGGUGUUCCCCGUUGUUCAGGACUCUUUCCCUCUCCCAACGAAACGUUCUGCCCAACAUGCUGCUACUUCUUCAUCCAGCACGCGGCUGAUGCCUUCUGAUUAUGAACUCCUUAAUAUGGUUUCGAGAAAGAAAAAAGUUCCUUCCAAGCUGGCCUCUGGUUCUCCCAAAACUCCGCAUUGCCCGACUAUUGAAACGAAAGUUGUUCCUUCCCUUCCGGUGAAUGCUGCUGCUAAUUCUGACUCUGGUGUGAAGAUGAAUGCCUCCUUUUCUCGUGACUUUUGCUGUUUGAAGGACACUUUUAUGAUAAAAAGUGAAAUGCCUCAGAUUCUGCUUCCCUCCUCAUCUGCUGCGUUCGCUGAUAUCUCUUCAGCUGGCCUAGUGUUGGCUUCAUCGGCCUAUGCUUUCCAGAGUGUUCAAGCUAGCCUUGUUGCUGCAGGAAGGUUGGUUUUACUGGAAAAAACUGUGGACGAAUUAAAAGGGAAGGAGAAAAAUUCUCAAGUUCGCGCUGAUGCUGAUGCUCGAACGAUUCAAAAUCUUCGCGGGGACAACUCGACCUUGGUGAAUCAAAUUUCGACCCUGAAAGCCCGCAUCAAGCUAUUGGAGGCAUAUGGGAGGAAAAAGAAACAAGAAGUUACUGACGUAGCUUGUUUUUACGCUUGGAAGACUAGGGGCGAACUGAUGGCUUCAUUCAUCGCAGGUGAGAUGUCAAACUGGACAGCGGAACAAGAUGUUGCUACCUAGCUGAAGCUUCAGAAAGAAAUGGAUCCCCCGAUUGGAGAGGAUGGUUUUGACGUGGGCCAAUCUGAUGAUGAAGCUGAAUCCAAGCGUUCCCGUGACAAUUAAACAUGUUUUUCCUUCUUUAUUUGCUCGGCUCCAAACACUUUCUGCUUUUUGAAAGUUACUUUAACAUUACUCUCCUUGCGUUAUGGUUUCUUGGUGGUUUAUCAGGGACUUAACGCUUCGUUGUGCAAUCAUGGAUCUCGUGCUUGAUGGUUUAUCCAAGCCAUGUCCAUGUCGUUUUGUGACUCUGUCGCUAGUUUUUGCUAUUGCUUGAAUCCUG
Cuscuta europaea is the source of this 3941-nucleotide messenger RNA. NCBI's taxonomy places the organism in Eukaryota, Viridiplantae, Streptophyta, Magnoliopsida, Solanales, Convolvulaceae. The record is from the annotation of a GenBank genome assembly.